Molecule: messenger RNA, 375 nt
Organism: Alternaria atra
Lineage: Eukaryota; Fungi; Ascomycota; Dothideomycetes; Pleosporales; Pleosporaceae
Exons: 3
Coding region: 1-375 (124 amino acids)
Source: RefSeq, a predicted model, not a curated record
AUGCAACUCUUCGUCCCCUUUCCCGCCCUUCUGAGCACUUUUGUCACUGCUUUACCAACCACUGAAUUGCAGACCAGGCAAAGCGGUGCCGGCGGCAUCGUCUUCAAAGACAAGAACUUCAAGGGCGAGUCUACUAGCAUUCCCGGUAACAGCUAUUGUACCGAUCUGUACAACAUUUUCGGCAACUUCGACGGCAAAGUCCGUAGCAUCCAGUCGACGCCGGGCUACCAAUGCCAGUGGUACAUUGACUAUGGCUGCCCAGCUAACGGUAUCCACCUUGACUUUGGUAGCAAGGAGGCGUAUAUGAUCAUUGGAGACCUGGGUCCGACUUUUGACUACAAAAUUCGUAGCGUGUUUUGCGGGCCCAAAGCAUAG